Seminavis robusta is the source of this 1277-nucleotide messenger RNA. The record is from the annotation of a GenBank genome assembly. Lineage: Eukaryota; Bacillariophyta; Bacillariophyceae; Naviculales; Naviculaceae.
UAUCACACUUCGAGGCCUCCCGCGGGAGACCAACUUCAAUGAGCUUCACAACGAUCUCUCUCAUGGAUUAGUUUUCGUAGCUUUCUAAUCUCCUCUCAUAACACUUUCAUUCUCUCAAACUCAAAACACUCGAAAGAUCUUUACACUAGCUUUUAGCGUAGUGCAUAAGCAGGUGGGUCUCUACACAGCGAACGCUUUACAACCACGGGAAGCUGAACAAGGAGAGAUUUCAGAAGCUACAAGAGCUAGGUUUCCCUUGGGUUGUACACCGCAAUUCUUCCUCUGGUGUCGCACAACCUAGACAAAGUACCCGAUCUCAAACAUCCAGGAAGGGAGGAGCAGGUGCCAAUUCCAAGGAUUCUGAUUUGGAUGAAGAUGAUGAUGGCGAAGAUACAUAUGAGAUGGAGUCAAUAGAAGAGAACAAACAAGAGACUGACGAUUAUCAAUCUUCUGAUGAAGAACAGAUCAGCAAGCCUCCAGCAAGGAAGCUCAAAAGAGCAACAAAAUGCCAAGGUCACAAACUUCAAGCUUAUUCCAGGAAACAGAAAGCUACUCCCAAGAAGAAUGCUUCGGCAGAAAAGGAUGACACCGAAUCCAUAACUCAAGACAAGGAUUCCAGGAGGAGAACUGCCCAAUUGGGGAUGGAAUCAGAAAAGGAGGAAACAGAGCAGAGCAUAGUGAUGGAAGUUUCGAGUGAGGAGGAUGAUGAUGAUACCAGUAGUGACACCAGUAGUGACAUUGAAGGUGAGAUUGAGGAAGAAGAUGACGACUUGGGUGCGGAGGAAUCUAGUAUUGGAAUUCCCAGAAUGGGGAAGGGUUCCCAACUUCAAAAGCUCCGCAAGCUGGUUGCUGCCCAGGAGACAAUCAUCAAAAACCAGAUUGAACGGAUGCACCACAAGAGAACAAUUAUCCACCGUCAGAGGAGGACUAUCAAAAAGCAAAAAAAGGCGAUCAACAAAAAAUAGAAGUCCAUCCAAGAGCUCCCAAAUCAUUUGGCUGCUCUGCAACAACAAGUUGAAACAAUUCAACAAGAGCUUGCAGAUCUUGAGGGCUCAAGGCCUGACCUUUAGAGUCCGUACCUAUGGACUUCGAUAAGUGUUUCUGCAGCAGUGCUUGAAAACUAUGUGGAAUUGGUCUGCUGCUGCAUUGGCACAACUACCCGUAGCCAUGAGAUGGAUUGCAAGGACCAAUCAGUAUUGAACAUUAUAGCACCCACGACAUUAUCUCAGCGUGUACUUCUUUCUUGCUCCUUUGGCCUGUCUUCCCCCCUCUGAAGC